Molecule: messenger RNA, 1498 nt
Organism: Mollisia scopiformis
Lineage: Eukaryota; Fungi; Ascomycota; Leotiomycetes; Helotiales; Mollisiaceae
Exons: 2
Coding region: 337-1122 (261 amino acids)
Source: RefSeq, a predicted model, not a curated record
CUCCCCGUCUUCACAAGUCAUUGGACGUGUCUUUAUCUUUGUCUUUCGCGCAGCCUUUCUCGAAGUCAACGCAAGGCAGAGAGGUUUGGUCAUUAUGUCUCCUCGUCCUCCUCCUCCCACCCCGGGUCAACCUCGAGCUUCGGCCGCAGGCAUCAAUCGUGGCGGUGGCUCAGGUUACGCGCCAGGUAGGAGUUGCAAAUCCCCCGAAAUCCCUGGUACAAUCUAACGAAUAUACUAGGCCGUCCUGCUGGUUAUAACAAUACCAGAGUUGGUCCACCAAAGAUUCGAGAAACCGUGCUUGUAAGCAUUCCACAAUUCGCCAGACAAUGGAGAAAUAUGCUGAUAUUAAAGGUGGCCAAUGGACCUGUCCUAUCCGAGCAGGCACCUGCCCGAACACCACCUGGCCGAGAGCGUAUCGUCACCAACAUGACUGCGGAUGACCCGACCAAGCCGUGGAUUCCGACCCACUUGCGGCAACCAUCUGCUUUUGGUGCGAUUUGCCGUAUGGCUGAUAUGACUGGCAUGAAACUCGAAGAGUUGACAACUGAUGGUGUCAGCAUUCCAGGAAUUCCGAGAAAUCGUCCAGUUUCUCCGAACAUCCCUCGUGCGAGUGCAAUCCAACAUCAAAUGCCACCCCCUGCUCCCUCUCCUGCUGUCACUACACAGGAUGAGGACGACCCAUAUGGCUGGAUGGCCGCCAUUGUCAAUGGGCCAGACAUGAGUGAUUUUCAUGUUGCUCCUACCGCUACAGUUGCCGAACCUGCUCGUGUAGCUUCUUAUUCUGAGAUGGAUGUCGACAUGGCCGAUGACUCUGCUCCGAUUGUCUCACCGAGAACAUUCCACAUUGGUACGUUGGCAGACUCCCAGUGGGCUUCCACUCGAAAUUCGACUUUCCAACAAAGCCAACCGGUCUCUAGAGGCCCACUGUCGAGUUCCGUCUCCGGUCAACCCUUGAAUAGCUUCAGCAACAGUACGGAGAAUGUUAAGCCAACGGCCCAAAAUGUACCUUCUCAGGCUCCAAGCCAAUCGAAUGCUCCAAUUUCCACUGUCUUGACUCGAGCUCUCGCCGAGCAGAAGCCAGACAAGAAGUUGGCCACAUUGAAGGAUUCCCGUUGGGCUUAAGCCUUGGCUGACCAUGCAAUUGUCCAAUACUUAGAUUUCUUUGUUUAUUGACAAGCUCCUUCUACUUCCUGCGAAUUUCUCGAUCUUGCUCUGCAGCUGCUGGUCUAUUUCCGUCGUGGCAUCUUUAUGCAUGGCGACUGCGCUUUGAGAGAAAUGGGCCAAAUAAGUUGCGCUUGGGCUGGUUUUGAAUUAUGUAUUGAUACUUUGCUUUUUUUUCAGUCGAUCAUGAGAGCGGUGAUGAUGUGUCGAUGAAUGAUCGAGGGAGUGGACUGCACUUCUCUGAUCUAUGCGUGACGACUCGGACUUUGUAUGUGUUGCUCUGGUAUCCCUACGGCUUCCUUUCUUCGGAUUUGAGGCAUCAUUGGACACCAAAGAA